Molecule: messenger RNA, 1865 nt
Organism: Lutra lutra (Eurasian river otter)
Lineage: Eukaryota; Metazoa; Chordata; Mammalia; Carnivora; Mustelidae
Gene: CTSE
Product: cathepsin E
Exons: 9
Coding region: 80-1273 (397 amino acids)
Biological process (GO): proteolysis
Cellular component (GO): endosome
Molecular function (GO): aspartic-type endopeptidase activity
Source: RefSeq, a predicted model, not a curated record
GCUGGCUUGCAGGAGAGAGGAAAGGAGAGGGACCGGGGAAGGCUGCAGCAGAGCAAGGAAGAAGCUGCCGGGAGGGCCCAUGAUGAAGACACUCGUUCUUUUGCUGCUGGUGCUCUUGGACUUGGGGCUGGCUCAACAGCGGCUCCACAGGGUGCCCCUCAGGAGGCGACAGUCCCUCCGGAAGAAGCUUCGGGCACGGGGCCAGCUCUCUGAGUUCUGGAAAUCCCAGAAUUUGGAUAUGAUCCAGUUCACUGAGUCCUGCACGAUGAACCAGGAUGCCAGCGAGCCCCUCAUCAACUACUUGGAUAUGGAAUACUUCGGCACCAUCUCCGUGGGCUCUCCGCCGCAAAACUUCACAGUCAUCUUCGACACUGGCUCCUCCAACCUCUGGGUCCCCUCUGUGUACUGCACCAGCCCAGCCUGCCAGACACACACCAGGUUCUACCCUUCCCAGUCCAGCACAUACAGCACAGUGGGGAGUCAUUUCUCCAUUCAGUAUGGGACCGGGAGCUUGUCUGGAAUCCUCGGAGCUGACCAAGUCAAUGUGGAAGGACUGGUGGUGGUCGACCAGCAAUUUGGAGAGAGUGUCACGGAGCCCGGCCAGACCUUUGUGAACGCAGAGUUUGAUGGCAUUCUGGGCCUGGGCUACCCCUCCUUGGCUGUGGGAGGGGUGACCCCGGUGUUCGACAACAUGAUGGCGCAGAACCUGGUGGAUAUACCCAUGUUUUCCGUGUACAUGAGCAGUGACCCAGAAGGCGGUGCGGGGAGCGAACUCAUUUUCGGAGGCUAUGACCACUCCCAUUUUUCUGGGAAUCUGAACUGGGUCCCUGUCACCAAGCAAGGCUACUGGCAGAUUGCCCUGGAUGCAAUCCAGGUGGGAGGUACGGUGAUGUUCUGCUCCGAGGGCUGCCAGGCCAUCGUGGACACGGGGACUUCCCUCAUCACAGGCCCCUCAGACAAAAUCAAGCAGCUGCAGAAGGCCAUUGGGGCAGAACCCAUGGAUGGAGAAUAUGGGGUGGAGUGUGCCAACCUCAACGUCAUGCCGGAUGUCACCUUCACCAUCAAUGGCGUCUCCUAUACCCUCCAACCAACCGCCUAUACCCUGCUGGACUUUGUGGAUGGAAUGGAGUUCUGCAGCAGCGGCUUUCAAGGGCUUGACAUCCAGCCUCCCGCUGGGCCCCUCUGGAUCCUGGGAGAUGUCUUCAUUCGGCAGUUUUACUCGGUCUUUGAUCGUGGGAAUAACCGCGUUGGGCUGGCCCCGGCAGUCCCCUAAGUCACAGCCUUUUGCCUGUGCCUGCCUGCCUUCCCGACACCCCUUGGAAAUCCAGCUACGCCCGUUAGGUUGGGGCACCCUUCACAAUGGUCAAAAAGUCAUUUUCAGGAAGGUACAGUUCUAGAGCUGCAACUUGAAUUAGGUCCACAAAGAGCAUAUGAACAUACAUACACACACACACACACACUCUGACACACUUCACACACACCCGCGUGCACCCACCUCCACCACCAUCAUGAUGGAAACAUUAAGUUGUAUGCCCAUACUUUUUACUGUUGCUAACAUUUCCUUUUGGAGCUCUCCAGACAUGUACACAAGCAGAGAUUAUACACAGAGAUGACCUGCACGUGGACAGGCCUGUUUUAUCAGUACCCGCCACCCCUCCUUUCCCCAGCCCACCUGCCUGCAUUAUUCUGAAGCAAAUUCCUGGCAUCCCAUCAUAAAUCCUCACAUCCAAGAUUUAUCCAUAAAUCCUUGUAAUAGUCUUAAAUAGGCAAUCGGUGUUCAGAUGUUCCCCAUUGUCUGGAAAACAUUGGGUGAUUUUUAACGGUGACGUGUGUGUAUCGGGAUGCAAGUAAAAUUCAAAUUUGAA